AUGAAGACAGCCACAGCCUUGGUUUUGGUGGCUUUGAUUGCCAUAGUGAUGGAUACAUCCUGUGCUCUGUCCUCUCUCCGAAAAGGACAGAAACCUGGAGCUUGUCCCAAGCUUCCCCCAAAUACUGGUGGAAGUUGCAAUGAAGAAUGCUCUGGAGAUGGGUCUUGCCCUGGGAAAAUGAAGUGCUGCAGCAAUGGGUGUGGUCAUGUCUGCAAACAUCCUGUCUUCACAAAGGCUGUUGACCCUUUGGAAGAUGGUUUCCAUACUCAUCAGGAUGGCUGGUGACCAGCCACAGAAGGUUUCUUCUGAAUCCACAGAGCCCUGCCUGCUACUCCCUAGCCCUAGAACUGCAUCCUUAGAAGAUGAAAACCUAUAAUGUGGUGACUGCUUCCUAGUGCCUUUGUGUCCAAAAUAAAUUAUCCUUAGCAUCCUCUUGCUGAA
Mesocricetus auratus (golden hamster) is the source of this 441-nucleotide messenger RNA. RefSeq names its product WAP four-disulfide core domain protein 18-like. The transcript is spliced from 3 exons. The record is from RefSeq and is a predicted model, not a curated record. Gene Ontology annotation, biological process: antibacterial humoral response; innate immune response. Lineage: Eukaryota; Metazoa; Chordata; Mammalia; Rodentia; Cricetidae. Bases 1 to 285 code for a protein of 94 amino acids. Gene Ontology annotation, molecular function: peptidase inhibitor activity. Gene Ontology annotation, cellular component: extracellular region.